Portunus trituberculatus (swimming crab) is the source of this 4944-nucleotide messenger RNA. It is a transcript of the gene Fbw5, whose product is annotated as F-box/WD repeat-containing protein 5-like. Gene Ontology annotation, molecular function: protein binding. NCBI's taxonomy places the organism in Eukaryota, Metazoa, Arthropoda, Malacostraca, Decapoda, Portunidae. The coding region runs from base 137 to 2032 and encodes 631 amino acids. The transcript has 16 exons. Gene Ontology annotation, biological process: protein ubiquitination. Gene Ontology annotation, cellular component: Cul4-RING E3 ubiquitin ligase complex; SCF ubiquitin ligase complex. The record is from RefSeq and is a predicted model, not a curated record.
GAGAUAUUGUAUUGGAAGUCUCCAGCCGAGGACUCUCUGUGUUUACAUCACAUCUUUGCGCUGACAAUUUCUCUUAUAUUGUGUGUCCGGCGCCCUCAGAGUCACGGCAGGCAAGAGGAGCAGGCUGGAGGGGAGGAUGGAUGGCAAUGAGCCUGACUGGUCCCUGCUUCCCGACAGUCUUUUACUACACAUCUUCACACACCUGGAGUUCAACGACACACCUGUGAUAGGCCUCGUUUGCAAGUCUUGGCUGAGAGUGAGUCGGGAUGAGUUUCUGUGGAAGCACUUUUUCUACAAGGACUUCCAGGUGGACCCCAGUGUUCCCAUCAUGCCAGGGAGGAGUUCCUGGUGGGGGGAGUACAGGCGGCUGGUGGAGGGCACGGCGGUGGUGGAGACGCAGGAGAUCUGUGAGCAUAACCACCAGGUCCUCCAUGUGUCCUUCUCUCACAAAGGGGACAUGUUUGCCACCUCCUCGAAGGACGGACACAUCAUCGUGUGGACAAGCAGUCACCCAGCACAGAUCAAGUAUUACAAGGACAUGAAGAUUCACUCCUGGAAGUACACACAGUUCUCGCAGUUCAACAGUUCUGACACUCUGCUGCUGGUGUCUGGUGUUCACUUUGGCACUUACAACAGCACCUCCGGAGAGAUUGCUGUCUUUGAUCUGGAGAGAGACUUUGAGCUGCAGUGUCGAGUGCUGAACAAACCUUACGACAUUUUUGGCACCUGGUACAAUGAUCAGUAUCUUCUGUCUGGCGACCUGCACUGGCUGGCGCACCUGGUAAGUCGCAGUGUAAUCUGGCUGAACAAGGCAAAUCAGGAGACCAGGUCAGAGCACGAUGCAAUCCUGGUCUGCCUCUACAAGUUCUACAACAGAAACGCCUCCAGUGUCCGCACCAUCCUUGUGUCCAACUGCCUGGCCCCGGACACCCCUAGCAGCCCCACGGAGGUCAAGGAGAGAGCCAAGGAGAGGAAGGUGGAGAAGGAGGUCCUGGAGAAGGGCAACCCCCCCUCCCACCGUGACCUGGGUGUCCUGCAGGCCCCUGUCCCCAGAGAGGAGGAGGACAAGGGGUUCCCUACAGUGAGCCAACCCCCGACCUACACUAACCCCAUAACCUACACCAGCGACUACAGGAAAGCCGAGACAGAGCCGGCCGAGGCAGGGGUACCUCGAUCAAAGGAGGAGGUGAUGCAGGACUGGGAGGAGGACCAUGAACCAGCCCCUCCCAUGUCCCUUGCUGAGGACUGUGACAAGUUCCUCAUCUUCACGACGGGCUCCAAGACUUACUCCCCACAUCAGAUUGGCUUCAAGAGGAUUAAGAAGUUCACAAUACCGACUGUGGUGGAGGUGGGGCCGUGUCUGAGGGAGAGAAUACAGCAGCGAGAGCACCAGAGAGAACUGAGGGAGCUGGGGCUGUACCAAGACCCAAACUGGUUGGAUUACGAUUCCGUGGCGGAGAGAUUUGACCACAUAGACCACCUGAUAGACCUUAACGGACACAUAAUAGGCAUGGGUCUCUCCCCGGACCAUAGGUACCUUUACGUCAACAGCCGGCCGUGGCAGGCUAACUGUGUGGUUGAGAGCCCCUUGAGUCCGCCACGCAUCGCUGAGGGGAUCGACCUGCAUGUUAUUGACCUCACUAACCUGACCGAGGUUGGCACAAUGUUACGCUCCCACAAGGCUUACACACCAAACGAUGAGUGCUUCUUUAUCUUCCUGGACGUGUCUCAUCAGUAUGUCGCAAGCGGUGCGGAGGACAAGCACGGCUACAUCUGGGAGAGGCACUAUGGGGUCUGCCUCUCCCGUCUCCCUCACAAGGAUGUGGUCAAUGCUGUAGCCUUCAACCCCAGGGACCCAGAGAUGCUCAUUACUGUGAGCGACGACCACACUAUCAAGAUCUGGCGGUCAAGGAGAAGAGCGAGAGCGUUAGGCAUCGACCCUAAUGAAGCCGGGAGGACAGCCAAGGAACUUAGGGUGAAACAUCCCAAACCGUCUCCGCCCCCUCCUGAGGAAACGUCCUUCUCCCUCUGACCCCGCAUCCUGCCCCCUCAGACCUCUUAGAAGCCACCUGUCCUUGCUCUUGUCCAGGCAAGGUAAGUGAGUCACUUCGCUGGAGAGGAGGAGAUAGGGGGACGUGUAGCUUGGUUGGGUGUGUGUCUGGCCAGCCUCACCCAACCUCACCCAACACAGCCUCCCAGAACCCACCAGUAAGACCCUCACUUGACUCACUGCCUUGCUUCCCUGAGUCUGGAGGAUCAGCACAACUAGUAGCAGUGUACAUAAAUCACGUGCUAUGUAGUCAACACCUGCUAGACGGAUUUCGCUCUCCUGAAAACGCUGUGAUACAUUAUUUGCCAUAGUGACUGAGCUGGAGAGAGUUUGGUAAGUGGUGUGGCAGAGGGAGAUGGCUGAUUGAUUGACGCUUGCUUGGAAUUAAUCAGGUUUUGCAUUUAUUUAUGUGAAGCAAGGUGUGACGAGCAGUGUUGUGAGAGUUGAGUGGAUUGAUGGAUUGCUGAAAGGAUUUGUUGGUUUAAAAAAUUGAUGGGCUGUCCUUGUCAUAUAACCAAGAAAGUGAGAAACAGAGAGAGAGGGAGAGAGAGAGAGAAGCAGUCAUUUUUUUCGUUUUCUAUUUUCACACACUCUUGAAUCACAAUUUGAAGUAACUCAGCUUAAUUUUCUUGCUCCAUUUAAUCCUCUAACCACAAGUGACAGGACUCUCACUUCACCUCACUUCAAGAGCCCCCUGAAUGACUUACCGUAGCAAGCUUUGAUAAGACUACAUUCACAAAGAGAAGAUUAUGAACUAAGGUAUACUCUAUUUUCUUCUUAUGGCUGUCUUUCUAAAUCACUCCUGGAAUUUAAACAUCAAUUUGUUAAGUUUGGGUGGACUGUCUGCUAACUCUCUCUUUAUCAAUGGCAUAUCUUAUUUUAUUUUUGAGCUUUCAUAGGCAAACAAUUUCUAGGGAAUUUUACUACAUAUUCAAUGGUGUGUUUUGGUGUCGGUCUAAACUGUACAAGACUUUACUAACAUGAAGAGGUGUAGGUGUCAAAAGAAAGGGUAAAUAGAACCCUUACUUGAUUUCAUGGCUGAGUUAUCAAGAGUGCUAGGGAUUUGAUGAGAUUGCAAGACAUGUCAGUAUUGGUGGGUGCAAGAUCUGUCAAUAUUACUGAUCAAGAACACUAAGAACAGAAAAAAAGACUGCAAGAACUCUGUUAAUAUUAGUUUUGUCUGACACAUUAAGCACAUAAUAAGACCACAAAAGACCUAAUAUCACUGCUUGGUUAUGUGAGACUGAUCAAGAGUGAUAACAUAGAAAGACUGCAAAAAGCCUGUUAAUAUGACUAGGUACUGGGAUGAUACAAGAGGCCUGUUUGUGUGUCACUGAGAAGAGGGGUGGUAUGUACUAUGUGCUAUGCUGUAGUUGCCAGGAGCUGUAGAGAGGAGGUUCCUGCUGGGGUGUGCUGCCGCUGGGGUGCAAGUAGGUGCCUGCAUACUGCACGUUGCUCUGUGGUGUUUGUUGGUGCUUGUAUAAGGUGGUGGUGGUGGUAGAGGCAGCAUGUGUGGAUGUGGUGAGGAUGUGGAGAAAGGCAGAGAGAAGGAAAUGAUUAUAGGUGUGAGAGAGAGAGAGUAAGAGUAUGAGUGACAGAGUGUAUUAGGGUGUGUAUAUCAGAAUGAGUGAGUGAGUGAGUAUAAAAGAAAAACAACCGUAAGUAGAAAAGAAAGAGUAAAGAUAAUUGCUAUGUAAGAGUGUGCUUGCUACCAAUCUAUGCCUUCAUUACCUCCAACACUACAAGCACCAAGCAAAACACUCACCACCACGUAAUGAAAAAGAGAAUCAGGCUGUUUUUAUUUGAUUAUUUUCUCUCUAUCAUGGAUGCUUCGCCAAAGAGCCUUAGCCUGAUGCAGACCAUACACAAAAUUGCAGCUUGAUUGCCAAAAUAUACAUAGAGAGUGGUGUAUAGUUGGCAAAUAUGCGUUGAUGCGAGAAUCUGUGUAUUUUGAGUUCGUGGAGGAAUCAUGGGAGUAUUUUUAUUUUCCUGGUGUUGUGUAUAUAUGUUGCUCUACUCUUUGAUGUGGGAUUAAGAGUAAUGAUUGAUUUACAACAUUUUUCUACUUAUUUAUUUAUUUUGACCAUGGUUGUCUUUUUUGUGCUUUUCUUUCUUUCAUGUACAAGAUUGAAGAGUGUGAAAUUUUGGUUCCAAUUUACUUUUUUUUCAUGGCAUUUGAUAACUUUUUAUUAUUUCCUGUACAGAAUUAAGUGUUGAAUUCUGUAAACUACACUAUUACUAUUAUUUAUUCAUUUAUUUAUUUUUUUUAUACAUGAGUGUCUGUUCCUGAUUCCUCUUUUCUCUCCCAUACAAUAUGAAAAGCUUGGCAUUCUAACGCUAAUUUACGUUUUUUUAAAUCUGUGUUUAUUAUUGAUUGCUCCUUUUCCUUCCCAUUAUUAAGAGAACAUUUAAUUCUAACUCCAAACUAUUUUUUUUCACAUGUCUGUUCUUCAUUGCUACUUUUUUGGGUGUACAGUAUAUAAAAGCAUUAAAUUCUAACCCCAAACUACUUUCCACACAUCUCUGAAUCCACUAAUCUGUAUUUCCCUAUGCAAAAUUGAGCUCUCUUUCAACACUACAUCAUUUUCCACACAUGUCUAUCGCUGUUAGCUCUGUUCUUUGCUGUACAAGACUGAGGAACAUUAAACUCCAUCAUCAAACUUAUUUUCACAUAGAUGUCUCAAAGUUCCUCUUCCUUGUUGAGAGUGAUCUGGCUCCAAGCUAUCUACUCUGUGGAUGUGUGUCACUCUUUGCUGUAUGGGAUAAAGGAGUGUUGAUUUCUCCUAUAGCUGGCCAGAAAGAUAGCCACUGUGUGUACUGGUAGGCUCUGUGGACCCCCUGGCUGUGAGGUCCCUAUAAAUGUAUUUUCUGCGCAGCAAUGAAUGUUUUACUUA